Molecule: messenger RNA, 1979 nt
Organism: Pelodiscus sinensis (Chinese soft-shelled turtle)
Lineage: Eukaryota; Metazoa; Chordata; Testudines; Trionychidae
Gene: GGACT
Product: gamma-glutamylamine cyclotransferase
Cellular component (GO): cytosol
Molecular function (GO): gamma-glutamylaminecyclotransferase activity
Source: RefSeq, a predicted model, not a curated record
UCCAACUAUUGUAGUGUGUGACUUAGCAAUUUUGUUGAAGGUCUUAAAAUUAGAUUCUGCUCUCUUGCCACAAGGUGGCUAAAAUUUAUUGAAAUAAAAUACAGUGAUCAGACAUUAUGAUGAUAAUUUGUAACUCUUUCUGUGAUGCAGUGAGCAACAACCAGGAUGGAACUAUUACUUAUUAUGCAGAAAACUGUAUAACUUGUAUUUGCAGGAAACGACAUUCAGCAUUUAUCUUCUUCAAGUACAUGUGUUCACUGCUCUUGUUGGACUAUAGUUAAUUUUUUUUAACAAAAGUAGAAGGGUGGAUAAAUGAUUUCUUUUAAAGUAAGUGAAUCAUUUACUGCAAAGUAGUGUAACCAUGUUAUAUUGUGUUUUUGAAGAAGUGACACAUUUUGAGGGAAAGCAGGUCAGGCCUUGUUCCACUAGAGAGAAGUUACAUUUAGAUGAGGGACAGUGAUUGAAACUUCCAUUUCCUACUUAUCUUUGCAUGAUAAAUUCAUUUUUUAAACACCAUGUCAGAAACUUGACGCUGGGACUGCACUAUUUUUAAAUAGAUUCAAAUAAAAUGAUAUUAAACAUUCAAGCACACUUUGAUGGAAAAAAAUCUAGUGCAUACACUUCUCAUGUAAUGGUCUUCCUAUAAGAAACUUUUUCAAAGAGUAGCCUCAGAUGUACAGUAGAGAAUCUUUUGUUUAAUGGAAAUGAAGCAUAUCUUUUUCUUACAGAUGCACGGUUUACUAUUGAGCUUUUUGUGUGCAUGUUAGUUUCUCCUUUUAUAUUUUAACUUAUUAACUCUGACAAGUAACCUCUUGGUUGUGAACAAUUUAAUUCACAAUUCAUUUUUCUGAUUCAAAGUGAACACAAGUGCCCUAAUCCCCUAAUGGGAAUUAAUUGCAUGUUUCAGUGCUUAACUCUGAUCCUCUCUCAAUCCCCACUGGGACAGGUUUUUUCCUGAAGGAUCUGUGUUUGUUAUUCAAAACACAAGCUGAAAGGUAGAAUGGCUCGUGUCUUUAUUUAUGGAACCCUUAAAAAAGGCCAGCCCAACCACUGGCACAUGUUAAACAGUACCGUUGGGAGAGCAAAAUUCCAAGGCAGGGGACGCACCAUGGAGAAAUACCCUUUGGUGAUUGCAGGAAAAUAUAACAUCCCUUUUUUGCUGAACAUCCCAGGAAUGGGAUACCAUGUUACUGGAGAGAUAUAUUCUGUUGAUGACCAGAUGCUGCAAUUCCUUGAUGAAUUUGAAGACUGCCCAGACAUGUAUCAACGUACUCCUGUGAGAAUUGAAGUAGUAGAGUGGGAAGGUAAAAGCAGUGCACCUGAAGAGAGGCCAGCUGUUAACAGCAUUAUGGAAUGCUUUGUGUACAGCACAGCUACCUACCAGCCAGAGUGGAUAAAUCUUCCCUACUAUGACAAUUAUGAUUCCUUGGGGAAUCAUGGUCUUCAUUAUGUGCUACGUAAAAAUAGAGAUUAAAAAUGGAAGGUAACAAAAUGUAUUAAGAAAAUUCACUAAAUACCUAUUGAUCACAAGCCUCACAUAAAUCUAGAAUUCUUGUAUUGAAGCACUAGUGCCUUUUGUAGCCUUUCCAACCAUAUACUCAUUGAUUCUAACAUCAUUACCAUACAGAUACAGACUGGUGCCAAGCCUAGCAAAAUUGUUUUUGAUUGGUGAGUAAAAUACUUUGUGGUGAUUUUUCUUUUUUUCCUUGUAAAGUCAAAAUAAAAGGGCAGCUGAAUGGAAGAUUUUUCACUGUAACUGGUACAUUUUCAUGUCUGUUUUAUCAGUUUUAUAAAACAGUAUUGCUACGCUACUGCAAGAGCAGAUAAUGAAAUAUGGCUGAUUUCAGAACACUGAAAAAGCAGCUCAGAUUACUGCACAGCAAUCCUCAGUCAGCAAAUGUCUGAAAAGAAAACAAUUACAUCUGUGUCAAGUGCUGUAAGAAAAAAUGAUAGAAAAAAUAAAGUGAAACAGAAAAGAC